GUCAUGAUCAGACGAAAAAAAAAAUUAAAAAAAAAACACUUACCACGAGGUGGUAAGUGACAGAGCUUUAAUAACAAAAUAUUUUCGUUCUGAUUCAAGUAUAUCUUUAUAAAUAUAUUAUUAGCUGAAAUUGACAACUUUCACACCAUUAAUAGUUUUGUAUUUACAACUUUAAAGUAAAAAUGCCUUCUGAAAAUAUGGAAGUAAAACAAGUCCCUGAUCAAGAUAAAAUAAAAAUGUUGGGAUUUGAUAACAUUUCAGAUUUUAUGAAGGAUGGUUUUAAAACAUUAAUGGAAGCCAUAAAACACUCAAAUAGUCUACCACAGGGGUCUGACUGGAACUUUUAUCACGCUCAUGAGACCUUUAACAAAAUAAUGAACGAAGAAAGUGGUAAAGUUCUUAAACAAAUAAAUGGUAUAUUAAGAACUAAUCAUAUAGAAGGAAAUGUUCGUAAUAGAUGUCUAGAAGAAAAAACAGAUUUGAUAGUAGAAGGUAAUGAUAACAUUCUUGAAAGGGUAGCAAACGAUAUUGAUGAAAUGAAUGGUAUUAAGAAAGCAGGAGUUGCACCAGUUUUAAUACAAAAUGUUAGUGCUGAGUUACCAAUUAAUGGAUCUUGGAACAGAUUUAAUGAUGUUAAAUUUUCUGUAACACCUACAAUAACUCCACAGGUUAAUUUACAAGACCCUAAGAACACUGUUACAUUAAUUGCUGCAAAAAAUGUAAUUAGACCACAAAAAUUCUUUAGGGAUAAAAUUAUUAAUAGUAGUAAAUUUCCUUGGGAACCAAGGAUUAAAAUCAAACCUAAUUCAAUAAAACCUUUAGCCAUCUUUCUGGAAGAGACUGAAAACGGAGAGGAAUAUUCUCAUCCUUAUGAAUUUGAAUUGGACAGAUUCACACCAUUGCCAAUACAGUUAAAGAAAGAAAAUCCUUUAAAACCACUACCUGUUGAAGAGACACCCUUAAUAGAAAUUACAGAAGAGGGACAAUUGGAUGAAUUGGUAGAAACUUUAUUAAACUGUCAAGAAUUUGCUGUAGAUGUCGAACAUCAUUCAUAUAGAACUUUUAUGGGUAUUACUUGUCUGUUGCAAAUUUCUACUAGAGAGAAAGAUUAUAUAAUAGAUGCAUUGGCAUUAAGAGAUAAGUUGUGGGUACUUAAUGAGGCAUUCACCAAACCAACAAUUAUUAAGAUUUUCCAUGGAGCUGACUCAGAUAUUGUGUGGCUACAAAGAGAUCUAUCAAUAUAUGUCGUCAAUAUGUUUGAUACCUAUCAAGCCGCAAAACAAUUGGAGAUUUCCGGCCUCUCGUUGGCGUAUCUAAUGCAGAGGUAUUGUAGUUUUGUCCCCAACAAACAAUUUCAGUUAGCUGAUUGGCGGAUACGACCUUUGCCCGAUGAACUGAAGCAAUAUGCUAGGGAGGAUACCCACCAUUUAAUUUAUAUAUAUCAAAUGUUGAAAAAUGAUCUUUUAAAGAAGGCCAAUGGUUCCGAUAACCUGUUACUUGCUGUAAUAAAUAACAGUACAGAAACUUGCAAAAAGAGAUAUUUCAGGCCUGUACUUAGAGAUGACAGCCACUUAGAUUUCUAUAGAAAAUGUAAAAGACAUUUUGAUAAUAGGCAACUCUACGCCCUAAAACAAAUUUACAAAUGGAGAGAUGAACUAGCUAGAGAGGAAGAUGAAUCUAUAGGAUAUGUUCUACCGAAUCAUAUGUUACUUCAGAUAGCUGAAACGUUGCCUAGAGAGAUGCAGGGAGUUUUGGCUUGUUGCAAUCCAAUUCCUCCACUAGUAAAAGCAAACUUGUUGGAGAUUCAUCAGAUUAUUUUAAGAGCCAAAGAACAACCAUUAGAAAAGCCCAUAUUUAAGGAAGAUACUAGGGCAAGAGGAAGCACUAAGAAAAUAUCAAAGAUAAAUGUGGAUAGCCCGUUAAAUUGUCCACAUGAUUUGACAAAAGCAAACGAAUUUCGAGAUGAUUUGCCGACUAUUUUGGGAAAUAAUAGUCCAAGUUUAAUGAACUUGUCAAAUGGAAAGUUAGAGAAUGAAACUGACAAACCAAAAUGUUCGGUAUUCUUUACACCAGAUAAUUCGGAGGAUGAAGAGAAGAAAAAUAAAAUCAACUUUAAAUUUUUGAGACCGUUUGAGAGGUAUAAGUUGGUUAGAAGCUAUAUUCAAGCAGAAGAAGAAAAGUCGGCGGAAGCUGAAAAUGUUGAAAAUGUAAAUCAAAAUCAAGAAGAAGUUGUUACUAUGACUGACGAGCAGAGAAUUGAGGAGAUUCGACAACACUUUUUAAAACUUUCGAAAAGCGGUCCUGUAGCUCCAGAACCAGAAUUGUCCUUGGUACAGAUGGGUGGUACAAAAAGAAAACGGGAUCAUUCUCCCUCUGUGAGAGAACAAUCUGCAUCUGUACAUCCGGUAUUUCUAUCAAUGUCUAGGGAAGUAACUAAUAGCAGAGGGGAUAAUAAUAUUCAUAAAAGGAAAUCUAGUGACAAUGCAGAUGGGGCGCCUCCAGAUAAAAUAAGGAAUACAAAUAAACAUAAACAAAAACAACAGAGGAGGAAAGCAGUUAGAGAACAAGAACAACGAAGGUUUAUGAGGAACGAGGAAAGUGAAGAAAAUCAAUUGGAUGGCCAAAAUCGCACUGACUCAUCAACCCGAUCACAUGAAUUCAAUAAGCAACAUCAACAAAAACGUCAAAGGUUUAAAAACAAACAAAAACAAAAGAAAAAAUUCCAACAAAACCAAACACGUCCAGAAAACGGUCACGAUAAUGAAAAUAGUGAAGUAGAUAAUCAAAAUAGCGAAGUAGAUAAUCAAAAUAGCGAAGUAGAGUUUAAACCUUUCGAUUAUAGUUCAGUCGAUUUUCGACAAUUUCAAGGUGGCGCUGGUAGUGUUUCCAAGCCUCAAGAGGUCAAGAGUACUAUUCGAUUUAAAAAACAAAAACAAGGGGCCAAUAAAAAUAACAACAAAUCAGCCUUCUUUAAACACAUAGGAGGAAAAGGAGGUCAUCGUGGUGGAGGAAGAGGCGGUGGGGGAAGAGGUGGUGGGGGAAGAGGUGGUGGGGGAGCUAGAGGAGGAGGAAGACCAGGGAGAAGUUACUAAGAUAAUUAAAAAUAAUAUAUGAUUUGUGAUUUAUACGUUUUAUUAAGAAAUAAAAUAUUUAACAAU
Diabrotica virgifera virgifera (western corn rootworm) is the source of this 3158-nucleotide messenger RNA. RefSeq names its product exosome component 10 (gene Rrp6). Gene Ontology annotation, cellular component: nuclear exosome (RNase complex); nucleolus. NCBI's taxonomy places the organism in Eukaryota, Metazoa, Arthropoda, Insecta, Coleoptera, Chrysomelidae. Bases 183 to 3092 code for a protein of 969 amino acids. Gene Ontology annotation, biological process: exonucleolytic trimming to generate mature 3'-end of 5.8S rRNA from tricistronic rRNA transcript (SSU-rRNA, 5.8S rRNA, LSU-rRNA); nuclear polyadenylation-dependent rRNA catabolic process; nuclear polyadenylation-dependent CUT catabolic process. The record is from RefSeq and is a predicted model, not a curated record. The transcript has 12 exons. Gene Ontology annotation, molecular function: nucleotide binding; 3'-5'-RNA exonuclease activity; nucleic acid binding.